UAGUAGACCUUACGUUUCGGCCCAGAAUCACCGGUGCACCAUGUCCACGAUCGCGCAUUUGUACUGGACUGCACUGACAGUGACACUCGAUUUGAGUCGCCACCCAGCGGAACAUCGCUGCAAUCCGCGGAGUGACUGUUCCGCGUGUACGGACGAGUGUACGGAGUCGGAUGGUAGCAGUUUGUCAGGAGUAUUGGUCGUCCGGUACGGAACAAAUCUUGAGUUGUUUACAAGGAGUCGAAUAGUUCGUCCGGCGCUGCAAGGAAACAUUAUUAUUACAUUGUAGUAUCGUCUGCAAUUCAAUGUGACGACUGUGACGGUUGAAUGGCGAUAAGAAAAUCAAACAUUGGGUCGGUGUAGCGGGUUCCCACCCGUCUAUUUUGAUUUUUGAAGCUGUUUACAAAGUAGUUGCGAACACUGACUAACUAACCGUUACUUGCUGCCGACGAGAUGGACGCAUACGAGGAAUCUUCAUUGUCAAGACUUCAGAAUCUGAAAGAUGACAUUGAUGCCGUUUUGUCCACGUUCGGAGGUGUCUUGGAGGAGCAGGAAAGGAUCAAGCGACCAUCCCUGCAGGAGAAAGAACGCCUUGCAACUCUGCGUCAGCAUCUCAAGGAAUCAACGUCUGGGAGCUUAACAACGCAGGCUGACCUCUUGGCUAGGUCUGUCAAGUAUCUGCCACCUCGAGAUCCAAAACAAUAUACAUUCUCUCCUGAUGACAUUACAACGUUCACACAAACCGUCACGGAGAAGCUGGAGGAGAUCAGCAGUGAAUUGGUCAGAACAGUGGAGGAAUCGGCAACGAAAAACAGGGAAGCAGAGAGAAGGAAUGCAGAAAUGGAAGUUGAGAAUGAAAACAACAAGGCUGAAGUCAAGAGGCUACACAAAAGGUUGCAGAAGGUUACUGAGGAGAUGAAUGUGUCGAAGGCGCUUGUUGAAACCAUGCGCAAACAAGUCGAGGAGAAGAACGAGAAGAUUGCAAGGAUGCUGCGUGAAAAGAACAUCCAGCUGUGGGAAAGAGAAAAGAGAUUGGUACUGAAAGAAGCCAACCAGCGUGAAGCCGCUCUGAGAGCUGAGCUCUCCGAGCUGAAAGAGAAGCACAGUGGUCUACUGGACCGUAGCAAGAACCGCCAUCAGAAAAUGACCGAGGAAGUAAAGCGGGAAAAGAUGCGUGCAGACCUCAAGAUUCGGCAAUCAUGUGAUGAGGAUGAUCCCAUCAUCAAAGCUGAGAAAGCCGAGCGUGAACUCUACAUCACCGAAAAGAGAUUGGCGGCUGCAUGCGAUGAGCUGAAGGCACAGCAGCAGGUGAUGGUGGGCCUGCUGAACGGUAUCAUAGUCGACUACUCCGUGGUGCAUUCCAAGUGGAGGGACGGGCACUCGCAUGUGCUCGGCGACACUUUAGGAGAGCUGUUGUCUGUGCUAUACGCAUCUGUUGCUGACGGUACAAUUGAUAGUGUGAGAGCAGACCUGGACAGUAGUUAUCAAGGACUGGCUCAGGACAUCACUGGAUUUUCACCGCAACUGCUCAAUUUGAUGAAGAGACGAGCAGAUUCAGGGGAGAACGUUAAGGAAACUGACGAUUCCCGUUUGCGCCUCAAGCCACUCACCACUAGAACUAGCGAACGGGACAUGUCCCGGAACACGAGCGACACGCAGCUCUCUCCGCGCUCGGAUGCACUGAAGCAUUCCAAGGACGUACGCCGGCUGUCGGCCACUGGCUCGCGUACGAGGAAAGCCGCUGGCGUGUCGUCUCCACCGGUGUUUGAAGUAACGGAAGCAAGUAGACAACAACAGCCCAGCGCGAAAGCAGGCGACGAGGCUGAUGGCCAACCCGCUCGCAGGGAUGUCAAGAGGACGCUGAGCUCAUCUUCUGUAACUACGCGCCGCUCAAAUCGAUCAGAUGGUAAUCCGGCCCUUGUCAACCCGGUCACUGGGCUGCCAAACAUAAAAGAAGCCGUCAACAUGUUUCCGGAAAUGAAUGACGCACAGGUCCGUGUUCACUUCUCUCGCUUCAUGACGUACGACAAGAAUGGUGACUAUACGCUAGACAGGGAAGAGGUUAAAGCUGCGUUGCAGGACGUUCGUGACAGUCAGGUCAGCGAUCGCGACUUUGAUGUUGCGUUUGGAGAGAUUGAUACCGAUGGAUCGGGAACACUGGAUUUCUAUGAGUAUCUUGUGCUCAACCGGACUUUGCUACAGAAUUCUGGUCAAUCUUCUCUCUUCAGGGAGACAAGGAGGCUGUCAAAUCGCGGGCAAAUUUCCAAGGCGUGUGUACUGCAAUAGCUGUAAAUCGCCCCGCAGAGCUUGAGGUCACUUGAUCAUUGACAUGGCUACACAGUGGAUCAGGAGGCUGCACCGGAACUGUCCGAGUGCACAUGCCAUAAUCCGUUGAAUAUUUGGCUGCUUUGCCCUCAGAUUGUGCUGGCCACGAGCAUAUAAUCCAUAUACUUAUUUUAAAGAAAUAUAAUUUUAACAGGUUGAUACUAUCCUGUCACAUGCAUACUUGAAUAUUUAGCUGCUUUGCGUGCAGAUUGUGCUGGUCACAAGCAUAUACAUGUAGUCCAUAUACUUACAUGUAUCUAAGAGAAAUAAUUAACAGGUUGACACUAUCCUGUCACAUGCAUCCUCGCCGCACAGAUGAUCUUGUCGGGAAUUGCGCCAUUGUAGAAUUGUAAGUCAUGCUACAGAGGACCAAAACCAACCAAA
Sycon ciliatum is the source of this 2706-nucleotide messenger RNA. RefSeq names its product putative protein tag-278. The transcript is spliced from 23 exons. Gene Ontology annotation, molecular function: calcium ion binding. Lineage: Eukaryota; Metazoa; Porifera; Calcarea; Leucosolenida; Sycettidae. The record is from RefSeq and is a predicted model, not a curated record. Bases 451 to 2283 code for a protein of 610 amino acids.